Messenger RNA from Musca vetustissima, 1017 nucleotides. RefSeq names its product connectin-like. The transcript has a single exon. NCBI's taxonomy places the organism in Eukaryota, Metazoa, Arthropoda, Insecta, Diptera, Muscidae. The record is from RefSeq and is a predicted model, not a curated record. Bases 1 to 1017 code for a protein of 338 amino acids.
AUGCAAGCUGGACCUGCUGCACAAAUUGUUCACAACGAAAUAGCACUUGAUACAAUUUCAUUUUCAAUUUUAUUUGUCUUUGUACUAACUCAUUCUCUAUGUUUGCUUUUGUUUAUUCCAGAUAACAAUUUCAUUUGUGACUGUCGUUUGCAAUGGCUGUAUGAAUUGAAAAAUCGCACUCGUUACCAGCAGUUGCGUGACUCUUUGGAUGAUUUUAUUUGCACCUUGCAAGAACCGCGUCUGCACAAUUUUAUUGAACCCGUACCCAGCCAUGUUCUGCAACUGCUCAAUGUGGGCGGAUUGAGUUCGGCUACCAGUUCGGAUCAGUAUGUUUCCACCAGUGGUGUGGCAAACAAGAAACGUCAAAGCAAAAAUCGCCAAGGAUCCCAACGAAGGGCCAACAAUAAAUUUGAUGGACAGUUACAAUUAACCGAGGAUGUGGAACAGCAUAUGCAUGUAGAGAACUCUGCCUCACUGAAGAAGAAACGGGCUCUAACAUUGUCCCAAUACCAGGGCAUUGGCGCCGUUGAGGUGGGUAAUGCCGGUGAAGCCAACAGCAAAACUACCGUUGAAAGCCAUUACAUAUUUGGUGGCCCGGACAGCAGUAGCAAUGGUGACAUGCAUAAUGAUUAUUUCGAGGCCGGAAAUGCUGGCCGUGUUGCCACUCACCCAUUAAAGGUGGAAGACGAUUUGGAAUUGUUGAAACACAAUGCCCUGUUCCAGCAAAAUAAUGAAAUUCUAUCAGCCAGCCACAGCAAUCUCCUGGAUGCCGUGGAGGUAGUGCCAAAACAGCCAUUGGGCAUUCAGGUGCGUCUCUUCAUGUUAAGAUCGGAUCGUUUGCCGUGUCACGAAGUAUUGAGUGAUCCCACAGAAUUGCCGUUAUCGCGAGAUCUAAUGGAUGCCCGAAGCAGUAAUGUCCAAGUCCUGACACCAGUCAAUGCCGCUGAAAAAUCAUGUCAUGUCCAUAGUAUUUUACUGCUGAUAUUAGCCAUAAUGUAUGGUACACAAGUCGGUUAA